CUGGCGGCGGCGGCGGCGGAUGGUCGCGCGCGGUGUGCAGGAGCCGCGGCUGCUGCCCGCUGCGGCUUUGAUGCCCGGGUGGUGCAGGUGCAGGUGCGCCGCUGAUAAUGUGAGCGGCGCUGGGCGGCAGCAGUAACAACAACAGCAGCAGCAGCAGCAGCAGCAAGCGCACACUGUGCCGAAGGAAAUACACGCAACUCUGCCAGUGUGUGUACGCCGGUAACGUAGCAACGAGAGGACGCCGGAAACCCAGAACCCACAGCCUGCUUCCAUCCUGAUAACGGGAGGACAUGACCGAAAUCAGCAAACGACUGAGCAAGAACACACCGCUCUCCGCAUUAUCUGCCUUCAGCUUCAUCCCGGAGAGGAGAGAGUCCAAUGAGAUCACGUACUUCGGUAAUCAGAAAAAAGAAGUAUCCAUACUGCUUUAUGAUCGGGUUUUUCAAGUGCAACAAGGAUAUAAUAACAAAAUUCAUCGUGACGAUCGAGAAAACAGCGGGAGCCACGGACUUCAUGUGAAUGCUGAGGAGAAAGUACGAAUAGUUCCAGUCUUAACAUCAUCAUUCUACGGUAAACGCCCCCAACUUGAGCCAACAAAUCGGAAUUUUGUCAGAGUUGCCCAUGUGCAAGCAGAAUUUUACAGAAGAAAUGGCAUUACUAACUAUUUGGAAGAGAAUGAAAAAUUAUGAAAAUAGAUAGGAAUAACAUGUAAUUAUUGCUUCAAUACCGCUGGAAUUUGAAAUAAAUGAACAUUUCCCUUUUUUAUUGAAGAGAAUUCUUAAUUUAAAACUGGAACUUCUUCAAGCUUGAUUGGGAAUGUUCUUCAUGCAUGUUAACUAUAUCUGGCCAUGGUGAAGACUAUUUGAUACACUUAUCCAUCAAUAGAUCUAUGAGAAACUAGUCCCCUUUGGUUUUUAGCACUGAAUACUGAUACUAUUAGAAAUCACAGAAGUCUCUUUAAAGCUGAGUGCUACCUAUUGCAUCAUGAUUCCAACUCAUUGAGUUCCAGUGCUUUCAUUUGAAUCUUGAUUAAUAGAUUUGUAAAUUGAAGGAAUUUGAAAAGAGAAAUUGUACGUGGGUUGCUAGGAAUGAAUUAUGAAAGGUUUUGCUAUUGUUAAUUUUUGAAAUUUGAGCUGAAGCAUGAACCAUUAUGACAUUUUGAACCUAAUAAGAAAUUAGUCGGAGGCAGGGUUGACUUGUGAGUUAUGUUUCAGUGAUUGCACCUCGCCUCUGUGUUCAAAUUCCACUUCAGAGACUUCCAAGUUCAACAGUACCACACUCCUUCCAUGCUAUAUAGAUAACAAAGUAUUAGAAUAAAUAUUUGAGUCUGAACAUAAAACAUCAAAUGGAGUCUGUUCUUUUGAAGACAGGUGAUUUUUUUUUAACCUGUCUAUUGCCUUGCGUCUUGGUAGACUGUGCCAACACGUUGUGACUUUCCUCAAGCAUGUCUCUCUUCAAUGAGGAUUCAUGAAAUCCGAGUUUCAUACCUUUGUAGUCAAGGCUGUCAUGUGCAGUCUCCUCUUGAUUCUAAGUAAAGUAUUUAAAAACUUUUGCUAUUCUGAA
Molecule: messenger RNA, 1563 nt
Organism: Amblyraja radiata (thorny skate)
Lineage: Eukaryota; Metazoa; Chordata; Chondrichthyes; Rajiformes; Rajidae
Gene: cfap90
Product: cilia and flagella associated protein 90
Exons: 3
Coding region: 291-689 (132 amino acids)
Source: RefSeq, a predicted model, not a curated record